Messenger RNA from Cetraspora pellucida, 225 nucleotides. NCBI's taxonomy places the organism in Eukaryota, Fungi, Glomeromycota, Glomeromycetes, Diversisporales, Gigasporaceae. The record is from the annotation of a GenBank genome assembly.
AUGAAGUUGAAAGAUGAAGGAUUAGGCACUAAGGAUUUUAGAGCCAAAGCAUUAGGUACUAAAGGUUUUGGAACCAAAACAUUAGGUACUAAGGGUUUUGGAACCAAAGACUUAGGUGCUAAUAUUCGGGAAGCUGAAGUUUUGGGAACUAAUGGAGUAACUGUUUUUUUCCUUUUUGGUGACAUUAAUAAUGAUAGUAAGAGAAGAUGCUCAAGCACUAAUUGA